This is a messenger RNA of Heterotrigona itama, 1466 nucleotides long. NCBI's taxonomy places the organism in Eukaryota, Metazoa, Arthropoda, Insecta, Hymenoptera, Apidae. The record is from the annotation of a GenBank genome assembly.
AUGGAAGGAUGGGUGAUUGGAAAGACCAAAGUGUUUCUAAAGUAUUACAACGAGGAGUACCUCUCGCGACUGUACGAGACUCAGGUGAAAAAGAUAGUAAAAGUCCAGUGCAUGAUGAGGGCCUUUCUAGCGCGCAAGAACAUAGCAUCGAAGGUCACGAAGAGCGCGAAAAAAGAAGUUGGUAGUUGUUUGAUCAAACGAUCUCUUAUACGAAAAACAGCAUACAGGGGACACACAGUGAGAAAGGAGAUGGGGCCUCUUCUCGGGAAGGAGAAAAUGAGUUCGGAAACGAUGGACAUGAUGAAAUUCUACAGCAGCAAGUGGAGAUCGAAGAGCGUGUUCCAAGUCCUCCUACGUUACCGUGCAGCCCGUUAUCAAGACCUCGUGCAAUUCUCGCAACAAGUGCAUCUGUUCAAUCAAGCGAUAGUAGUGUCUGUCGCGACGACGAAUGAACAAAUAUCUAUAGAUCGAGUAGAUACAAACGUUUCCAAAUUAGCGUACUUAGGCCAGUUGAGACCACCUCAAGUGCACAAGUUACCUUUCAACUUUUACCAAGAGUUGCCUUUUCCCGACACGAAGAGACAAAUGAAAGGUGUUGGAUCCGCGUCGUCAUCAACGUCUGACGACGAGCACGAAGCCUGGGACGCACCAUUACGGAGACAAACAGUGCCUUGGGCCAACAGGAACAGUCGUACCAGAGACGUCGAGGUUCAGACAACGAACUCGCCACAUCGAGUGGCGCAUUCGGGCAUCGAGGGACAGAGUCUGAUCGACACUCCGUUUUCCAGAGACCCGAAUAUCUCGGUCCGAUGUCCACCCGAAGAGACGUCCCGAAGCAGAAUGGGUAACUCUGGAUUUCAACAUCAUUCGACCAACCGUAGCCCUGUACCAUCUGCUAACGUUCAUAAUCCUCGCUCAAAUAACGAUAGUACCGGAUCGAUACGCUCUAGGAAACACGCACCGCCUCCACCUGUUCCGUUCAAUCAGUCACAACCACCCCCGACGCGCAGUACCGACAGUUAUAGCUCGAAUAUUCGAAGUAAAAAUAUAGACGCUGGUAGCCACGAUUGGGAAUACGAUGAUAAAACUAACAGGAGUAGCGGCAAUGCUAAUCGGUUCGAUCUCGCUAAGCCAUGCUGAGAAAAACGAGUCAUCAUCGAGCGUCGAUGAAACGUACACCCGUUUACGAUAGCUAUUCUCAUUCUCCGUCACCACUGCCAAGUACGGGUUAUCGUGGGAAUCGCGAGAACGAAUCAAACGUUGUAUACAGAAGCGGAGGUAGCCGCAGAGACUCUCCCGAAUGGAGUCCCAACGAAAUGGUCAGAAUGUCCGAGAAAUAUGGGAAGGAGGGAGCUUGGGGAGAAGAUCGAAUGGGCACCGGAAGUCGAGGCAACGUAACCUCGGAAAGUGUCACCGAAGAGAUUGCACCGGGAAUCGUCGUCGAGGGUUACGUGGCCGAGUUGUAA